AUGGCGGCAAGUUUAAAUGAGUUGCUUGAGAAGAGGCGAAUCACCAGAGGUCGCUUCACAAAAUAUAUCACUGUGACAGAUACAGCUGCUAAGGAAGCUGAAACACUUGUUGCUGAUGAUGAGUCUAAUGAAAAAGAUGUGCAUAUAGCGAUACGUACAGCUCUUUCUUCAUUCAAAAGGGUUGAGGAAGUUUAUGGGGAGUUAUCAGGAGUGCAGGAUCAAAUAGAUUAUCAUGCAGACAAUGAUGCUCGCCUAAAAGCGGUGAAAGAUGAUGAUGGUGAGGUGAGAUACCUCAAAGCGUACAAUCAUAUGUGUGCUUCGAUACAAGGGUUAGAGGCAUGUUUAUCACCUGUGCAGGAAGCAAGUGAAGCAUCCGGAAAAUCUGCUAAAUCUGAGUUCAGCCCGGAAAUGUUUGCAGAAAGCUUGUCAAAGGCUCUCGCCGGAGUGAGCACUGGCGUUUCUGAGACACAACUAGAAGAAAUUCUUUCUACGCUGACGCACAAGAAGCGAGUUAUUCAGAUCCCAAAAUUCAAGGGCGAUACUGAGCUAUUUGAUCAAUGGCGAGAUCUUGUGGGUGCAGAGGUUAGAAAACCUGGGUACAGUGACGUCGAGAAGACUCAUGUUGUAAUUUCAUUACUCGAUGGAGAGGUAGCAAAGUUGGUGUCUGGUUUGAAAGACCCAAGCUACGAAGAAAUAAUCGAGUUCUUAGAGAAUCGUUACGGAGAUGUGUUAGCUCGCAUUGAGAAGGCUGUCAAUGAGAUAGCUAGUGUUCCAGUUGUAAAAAGUCCCACAGUUCGAGAGUUGGAUCCUGUGCUGAACACACUGGUGGCAAACUGGAAUUACAUUAAGAAGAGGACACACGAUGACCCAGAGCUCAUCCGAUCUAGUUGGAUUCUCACUGCGUUAGUAAGGAGGAAGAUGCCGAAGAGUUUGGUGAGAAAGUGGGACAGCGAACGAAUCAAAGAAGAAAAGAGAACGACAGCUCCGUCCAACCUUCCAAUUCGAAUUGACGACUUGAUCGAGAAGAUCCAAGAUGCAGUGAAGGUUGCUAGAAGGUCAGAGUCCCUUCCAAACGAUCCAAAAAAGGAAAGAUCAUUUGAAAGGCGUCCAUCUGGCCACGCCUUGAAUGUGACCCCACAAACACAGGAGAGUACCGAAAGUCGGUGUGUCUUUUGUGAUAAUGCACACCAAUCCUAUUCGUGUCCGUCCGUUUCCAAGAUGCAUGUUGAGGAGAGAUGCGAGCGUGUGAAAGCAGCAAGGGCUUGCUUCAAUUGCUUGUCGAGAUUCCACAUGGUAAAAACAUGUCGAUCUAGGGGAUGCAAAUCGUGUAAGAAGAAUCACCAUACUUUGCUCCACUUCGAGAAAAGAAGUGGAAGUGACAACGCUGCGAGAAGUAAUGUAUCAGGUUCUUCUAACCUUACAUCAAAGGUACUACAUCAGAACAAAGUUGAAUCGACUGCAGGACUGGUCAAGUCUACUGGUUCAACGAAUGUCGUCAUGCAGAGCGGCAUAGUGAAACUUGAGUCAAAGUCUAGGGUUGCGGAAGGUCGCGUGUUACUGGACACCGGGAGUGGUGUUACGUUCAUUAGCCGUUCAAUGGCAAAAAGAUUGAAUUUGAGAGGCCCCAAGGUUGAAGGUGAGUUCAUCUUGGCAGGUGGAGAGGUGAUGGCUACCACUACUGAGAAGGUCAAGUUCUAUCUAUCGGGAAUUCUUCCUGGCUGGAAGGGAGAAGUUUUCGAAAUUUCUGCGUACAUUUUGGACAAGCCAAGUGCUCCGAUAAAUGCUGUCAACGUGGAUUUCACCAAGAUGAGUCAUUUGAGGGGUCUACAGCUCGCGGAAAGAUUUCCUGUCCAGGCAAACUCUGAAGUGGAUGUUCUUCUGGGCAUUGAAGACACUCUCAACAUCUUAAAAGAGAAGAGAAUCAGAGGGCCUCCAGGAACGCCCAUGGCACAGAAGACUCACAUAGGCUGGAUCCUAUGUGGGCCGUACUCAACCCAGACCGAAGUCAACCGUACUUAUUGUGUCCACCGCGUCAGCUUCCAAGAACAAAAUGAAACUGAGAUGGCAACCAGUUAUUGGGACCUUGAACACCUGGGCAUUCGUCCUAAUGAGAGUAAGAACUCGACUGAACUUGAGACUUCGGCCUUGGAGCAACACCGAAUGAUGACAACACGAGUAGGAGACCAUUAUGUGACUGGAUUACCACGUCAUCCAAGUUACAAGGAUAGGAUCCUCAAAAGCAACAGAGCCUUAGCUACCAAUCGUCUAAUAGGACUCGAGAAGAGACUGAAGAGAGACCCCAGAUUAGCAUCCGAGUAUGAAGCUCAGAUUCAAGACCUGCUCUCAGCUGGAAGAGCCGAAAAGGUAUUGGAGGAUAGAGAGCCUGACAAUCAUCAGGUUUGGUACCUUCCUCACCAUCCAGUCGUGCGAAGAGAUAAGACGACGACCAAAGUGCGUGUUGUUUUUGAUGGGUCCAUGAUUGGAUAUGAAGGUGUAUCGUUAAAUGAGACAUUGCUGCCAGGGCCAGCAUUGCAGCCGGAUCUCCCAGGGGUUUUGUUGCGAUUUAGACGCCACAGAGUGGCAUUAGUGGCUGACAUCGAGAAGAUGUUCCUUCAAGUUAAAAUGAGAAAAGAGGAUCAGGAUUCUCAGAGGUUCUUAUGGAGAGGUUUGGACAAGUCCAAGGAACCGGAGGUUUAUCGUUUAACAACGGUGACUUUUGGUCUCACUUCAUCACCAUUCUCAAGUAUACAGACGAUUCUUGACCACGUGAAGACAAAGAAGGAAUCAUAUCCAAAAGCUGUCGCUGAGAUCGAAGACAACAUCUUCGUUGAUGAUGUUCUUACUGGUGAGGAAUUAGUAGAAGACGCGGCAACUUUAACAACUGAUUUGAAGACUGUUUUGUAUGACGGAGGGUUUUCUUUGCGAAAAUUUAUUUCGAACAAGCCAGAGGCGCUAUCUCAUUUAGAAGAGAGAGACUUAGCUUCAUUUCACAAGGUUGCAACAUUUGCCGAGGAAAGCACAAAGACGCUGGGCGUGAAAUACUCACCACGUGAAGAUGUCCUCAUGUUUUCCUUCCUUGAGAGAAUGGACGAUAGGCCGGUGGAGACUCGUCGUUCUGUUCUACAGCAGUUACACAGAGUAUACGAUCCGUUAGGAAUGCUUUCUCCGUUCACCAUAAAGGCAAAACAGAUUUUCCAGAGAACAUGGCUGACACAAGGGACAUGGGACGACCCUUUACCCGAGGAGCUAGAUCAUGAAUGGAGGGCUUGGAAGGAACAAGUUGAGAUCCUCGAUGAAAUCAAAGUUCCUCGAUGCCUCAAACCUGAAGAUUUCCAGAAUCCAAUUUACUCCCUCCAUGGUUUUGGCGAUGCGUGCGAAGCUUCCUACGGCAGUGCAAUCUAUCUCUUGGCUGAAGAUAGACCAUCUGGAAGGAAGUAUUCUACACUGCUCUUUUCAAAGACUCGUCUGUCUCCUAUUUGGGAAGAGACGUAG
Messenger RNA from Lineus longissimus, 3492 nucleotides. RefSeq lists its product as uncharacterized. Lineage: Eukaryota; Metazoa; Nemertea; Pilidiophora; Heteronemertea; Lineidae. The transcript has a single exon. The record is from RefSeq and is a predicted model, not a curated record. The coding region runs from base 1 to 3492 and encodes 1163 amino acids.